AACAGAGGAUUACCAAUUCCAAUAAGCCUCCAAGUAUUAACAACACUACGAUUUCUUGGAAGAAAUGCUCAUCAAAGUGACAUUGCGGAUCUGCAUGGUAUGUCUCAGGCCACUGUAGGAAGAAUAAUCAAAAGCAUUCCAAAAAAAAUUGCUUUAUUGCUCCCACACUUUAUCAAAUUUCCAUAUAAUUCUGAACUCGCUGAAGUUAAGAGGAAAUUUUAUCAGUUGGCUGGAUUUCCAAGAGUAAUUGGAGCUAUCGACUGCACGCACGUUCGCAUAAAAUGUCCCGCAAAAAAUGUGGGUCAAGAAAUGGCAGGUCACUUUCUUAACAGAAAAGGUUUUUAUUCCUUGAAUAUUCAGAUCGUAUGCGAUGCAGACUGCAAAAUAAUAGAUAUUGUAGCAAGAUCUAGAGGCUCUAAGCACGAUGCUAGAAUUUGGGGUGAGUGUCAACUCAAAAAUAAGUUAGAGCUCAGUAAAAGGCAACACAAUGGAGUUCUACUGGGGGAUGGUGGUUACCCUUUGUCACCAAUUUUAUUAACACCCGGUUCGAAAUCCCUCUACACCCAAAGAAGAAAAGUACAAUAAAAGUCAAAUCGCAACUAGAAGCAAAAUUGAAUGUUUAAAUGGGCAGUUAAAAUCAAAAUUUCGUUCUAUAUUCGAAAGGCUUCGUGUUGACCUGGAUACUGCAAAAAAUAUUGUAGUUGCUGUACUUCACAAUGUUGCAAAAGAAAGAAAUUUUUCAUUUUCGGCUUCAUUUCCUGCUGAUAUACCAGAAUCACAUAUUUCGAAUUUUGAAACAGCAACGUUUCAAAUCAAACUGAUAACAGAACAAAUUCAGGAAAUGCAUAUAGGACAGCUUUCAUUAAUGCUUAUUUCUAGAGAUUAUUUCGUACUACACAAAGUGGAGUAUUUCAUUAAUUCUGUACUUGUAUUUCUUUUAACUAUUCGUGUUAUUUAUGUAUAUUUAUUAAAAAAAGAAAUCAAUACAUUAAUUAAAUAAAAUACAUAUAUACUAAUAUAUUGUAAUUCAUUAAA
Molecule: messenger RNA, 1035 nt
Organism: Calliphora vicina (urban bluebottle blowfly)
Lineage: Eukaryota; Metazoa; Arthropoda; Insecta; Diptera; Calliphoridae
Product: putative nuclease HARBI1
Exons: 5
Coding region: 100-585 (161 amino acids)
Source: RefSeq, a predicted model, not a curated record